AUGUACCCAAAUAUCAUUGUUGUUCAAAUUGAUGGUCACAAGUUUGGCUGUUUCUCAGAGAAGAAUGGAUUUGAGAAGCCGAAUUAUGAUAAAGCCUUGAACUUGAUGAAUGCUUGUGCUAUUAAGGUAAUACAGAACUUCUCUAAUGUUAUAUUUGUGUUUGGAUUUAAUGAUGAGUACAGUUUCGUUUUGAACAAGGAAACCACAUUUUACCAGAGACGAGCAAGGUCAUAUAAGCAAUCAAUACGAUACUUGUUUGUGGAAGCUGGUGUUUUCUGGAAAGUCAGAAAAGGAGGCAAAAGUGAUUCUGAAUGUGCUGUAAUCAACUCAAGUUUGAGAGUAAAAAUUGAAUUGUUUCCUCAGUAA
Solanum pennellii is the source of this 366-nucleotide messenger RNA. RefSeq names its product tRNA(His) guanylyltransferase 1-like. Gene Ontology annotation, molecular function: tRNA guanylyltransferase activity; magnesium ion binding. Lineage: Eukaryota; Viridiplantae; Streptophyta; Magnoliopsida; Solanales; Solanaceae. The transcript has 4 exons. The coding region runs from base 1 to 366 and encodes 121 amino acids. The record is from RefSeq and is a predicted model, not a curated record. Gene Ontology annotation, biological process: tRNA modification.